Molecule: messenger RNA, 1689 nt
Organism: Mesocestoides corti
Lineage: Eukaryota; Metazoa; Platyhelminthes; Cestoda; Cyclophyllidea; Mesocestoididae
Source: the annotation of a GenBank genome assembly
AUGGAAGGUCUGUUUUCUGCUGGGAAGAAGCAAAAGGACCGGGCUGUUUACCAGACGGUUGUGGAUGGAUUACGUAAUUUGUAUUUUAAGUACGUACUCCCCCUGGAAACAACGUACAAAUUUCAUGAAUUUCAUUCAGCACCUUUGGAAAAUGCCGACUUUGACUCGACACCAAUGGUCCUUCUUGUUGGCCAGUAUUCCACCGGAAAAACAACGUUCAUUCGCUACCUUUUGGGGGAGGAUUUCCCAGGAAUGCGCAUCGGACCCGAACCAACCACUGACAAAUUCAUCGCAAUAAUGCACGGCGAGCAGUCGUCGAUAAUUCCGGGCAAUGCUCUUGUUGUUGAUCCAAAAAAGCAGUUUCGUCCAUUAUCUGCUUUUGGAAAUAAUUUUCUAAAUCGUUUCCAGUGUUCUAUGCUUAAUAAUAAGGUCCUCGAAAGCAUAUCCCUUGUCGACACCCCUGGAAUACUUAGCGGUGAAAAACAACGAUUGGGUAGAGGUUAUGACCUCACUGGAGUCAUCGAAUGGUUUGCGCAUCAUGUUGACAGGAUAAUUCUACUAUUUGACGCCCACAAACUAGAUAUAUCUGACGAAUUUCGUGGUGUGAUUGAAGCGGUUAAAGGUAAUGAGGAUAAAGUCCGCAUUGUCUUAAAUAAGUCAGACAUGGUGGAUUUCCAGCAGCUUAUGCGUGUCUAUGGUGCCUUGAUGUGGAAUCUGGGCAAAAUCUUGGCUACGCCCGAGGUCGCACGUGUUUAUAUUGGUUCAUUUUGGGAUCAACAACUACACUACGACACCAAUCGUCGCCUUUUCGAACUAGAGCAGGCAGAUCUUUUCCAGGACCUCCAAACUCUGCCAAAAUACUCUACAAUUCGCAAACUUAAUGACCUUAUUCGGCGUGCUCGCCUAGCUAAAGUUCAUGCCUAUAUAAUUUCUGAAUUACGGCGACAAAUGCCAACAUUGAUUGGUAAGGAAACAAAGAAGAAAGAAUUGAUUGCAAAUCUUCCCUCCAUCUAUGAAAACAUUUCACGAACCCACCAUAUUUCAAUCGGUGACUUCCCCCCAAUUGACAAAAUGCGGGAACUCCUCGCUGCACAGGACUUCAAAUCUUUUAGUCACCUUCAGCCAAAGCUCAUUUCAGGAGUUGAGAAAAUGCUGUCGGUGGAUAUCGCGAAGCUAAUGCAAAUGAUUCCUCAAGAGCAGAAGGCAGAUUCCGAGGCUUUCCGUCCACGCGUAGAGGGUGGAGCCUUCGACAACUUCGACACGCCGUUCGGUAUCGGCGCCUCAGAGGGCAUCAAUCGGGGCAAGUAUGAAAGCACCUGGGUAGUCGAGACCGACGUUCCCGAGGCCUAUGAGAUAUUCCGCAAACUUGAUACAGUAGACGGUAAGAUUAGUGGCCAGACCGCCCGCAUUGAGAUGCUCAAGUCCCAACUCCCAGAGGCCACGCUACGUCGCAUCUGGGCUCUUUCGGAUAUUGACAAAGACGGAUGUCUCACAGCGGACGAGUUUGCCCUAGCCAAGUACUUGAUCAAGCUGAAACUGGACGGCCAUGACUUGCCUACUACCUUACCUGACCACCUCUACCCCCCUUCAAUGUACUCAUAUCGACCAGUGCGAGACAGUGAAACUAAGAUUGGGGACUCCGUGUCAAAUCAGACCAUUCCACUGCCGUCGACCAAUGGCGAAGUUUGA